This is a messenger RNA of Corythoichthys intestinalis (scribbled pipefish), 4092 nucleotides long. RefSeq names its product MIT, microtubule interacting and transport, domain containing 1 (gene mitd1). Gene Ontology annotation, biological process: midbody abscission. NCBI's taxonomy places the organism in Eukaryota, Metazoa, Chordata, Actinopteri, Syngnathiformes, Syngnathidae. The record is from RefSeq and is a predicted model, not a curated record. Gene Ontology annotation, cellular component: midbody. The transcript is spliced from 7 exons. Bases 259 to 1002 code for a protein of 247 amino acids.
AGGGACAUUUUUGUGACGUACCCUCAACAAACUCCAGGGGUGUUGCCUUGUUUAUGCAGUUACUGUAAUUUGUUUUAACUCGCCUUCUUCCAUUGUGGUCUUCACCUGUUUAUUCUUUUCCAGUAUUGACAGUUUAACAACGUACUUUAUUAGUUGUGUUUUCGUGACAAGAAGCAGAAAUAAAGUAACCACUUGACUUUUAUCAUAGUUAUGUUUAGUGCUGGAGUCGUUUAAAUUGUGACGCCACAUUUGGGAAACAUGACUCAAAAUCACCUGCCAGGUAUGGAGUCGUCCGCCAUCUCGGUACUCAAGCGGGCGGUGGAGUUGGACCAGAGUGGCCGCUUCAUAGAGUCUCUGGUCUGCUACCAAGAGGGAAUCCAGCUGCUCAUAGACAUUUUAAAAGCAGCAAUGAACGAUGAAUCGAAGAGAGGACACUACAGGGAAAAAAUAAAGGGUUAUAUGGACAGAGCAGAGCAAAUUAAAGCUCAUGUUAACAAGGCGAAAGAAGAUGCAAAGUACCACGAGCAAGUAAAGAUUGCGGAGGACGCGACAGGUUACAGCUACGAGGUCGUCUUCAAGCCGUAUAUCAGUGAUGCUCUUAAAGAAGUCUGGGUGGAAGACCCCUACAUACGACACACUCACCAGCUGUACAAUUUCCUGCGGUUCUGCGAGAUGCUGCUCAAAGCGCCUUGUAAAGUGAAGACUAUUCAUCUCCUCACGUCAUCAGAAGAAUCUGAUGGCGGCCAGCAGAAAAGCGCACUGGCCGAGCUGAAGCACAGCCUCAGUGCUCAAGGCAUCAAUCUGGACAUUCAGUACUCAUCCACCAUCCACGACAGGGAAAUCAGGUUUGAUAACGGCUGGAUCAUCAAGAUUGGAAGAGGGCUGGAUUACUUCAAGAGACCCAAAGGACGCUUCUCAGUUGGAUACUGUGACUAUGACCUCAGGGAGUGCCACGAGACCACUGUAGACAUUUUCCACACGGAACACACCAAAACCCUAUGAGUCACACACAGUCAAUGACAUCACAUGUUGUUUCAUUGACUUGCGUAAAAACACAUUUUAAUUCAUGAACGAUAUAUUGUGCAUUAUAACUUUCACAGUUGCAAUUUAAAGAAAAAAAAGGUUUUUCAGUUUUUAUGAACACGAGAGUGGGUACUUUUUUAUUAUUAUUAUGAAAUGAAGCUCUUAAAUGGGAUGAAGUUUUGUUAGAGUGCAAGGGUAUAUAUUUGAAUGCAUCGUGUAAAAAGGUUGUGCAAUAAAAUACAAAGGCUACCAUUAUUAUUUUUUUUUUUUAACUAAUUCUAUUGAACUAAAAAAUCUUAAGCAAAGUAACAUUGGCUUAUUUCAGGGUAUACCUUUUCUUUGCCAAAUAUUACCUUGGAUGUAAGUCAGGUGUAAGCGAGCAAGGCGGUUGACUUGGGUGCCAUCUAGUGGAGAGGGCGCCAAACUGCUUCGGUGGAAAAAAAAAACAUCCUGAAAAUAAUUCUCAUGUUAUGCUUCCCCAAUGUUUUCUAAAAUAUGAAUUCCAGUUCAAAAGACUACAUGUUAAAAAAUAUUUGCUGUCUCCGACCUGGAUUGAAAUAGCCGCGUUAUUUUGUCGCACUCAUGAGGCAGGGAGAAACGGUUCGCGCUUACAGCAUGUAAGCAGAUCCACUUCACCUACAAUUCCAAAUAAUGGCAGGAAGGAGAUUAAAUCAAACGUCAUUCACACUGUUUUAGGUCAGAACUAAAAUUACCACAACGACAAACCAACUAUCAUAACUAGUAAUUAAUAUAACAAACAGUAACAGAAGAAAUAAUUUGUACAAAACAUGAACUUUGAAUGAUAUUUACAGCGCCGCAUUGCAUGCUAGGAGGCAUGAAGUAUGAGUUGCAAUAUGUUGUAUGACUACAUUGUUGACAGCAGGUGGCUGCAGAGCUCAUCUCUCCCAAGGUAAGUGAGUCUACAUUGGGCAGUGAUGGCCAAUUGAAGCUACUUGACGAAUGAAGCUUUGAUAUAUGAAGCUAUUAAAAUCUAUGGCUAUUUGAUUUAAGAAAAUUACAUGAAUUGUGUUACUAUAUAAACAAUAUGCAACAAGUGCUAUAAGGAUCGUUUCCUAUUCAUUUUUAUUUGGAAAUAAUAGCUUUCCCACAGUGUUUUGGCUUUAAACUGUACACCCUUUAAGUUGAGAAAAUACAAUAUUGAAAAAAUAUAUAUUCCUAGCCUAUAUUAUCAAAAUAAACCUAGGGUCAGGUCCCACACGGUCCCAGUUGAAGCCUGGGAGACCAAGAUUUAGCUUUUUGGCAACAAACACUCUAAGUGGGUCUGCACUUGUAUUGAAGGUUGGAUUUUUCUCUUUUUUUCCAUUAAGGUCCCAUAUUAUUUGAAUUAAAAAAAAUAUAUAUAUUAGAAGCUAAAGAACACAUCUUUUUCAGGGUUGCCAAUAAUUAUGGAGGGCACUGUAUAUAUGUAUAUAAUAAAGAUGCACAAUAAUAUCCGUUACUGAUAAUUAUAGGCCGAUAAUGGCAAUUAUGACGUCACACUGAUAAUACAGAUAAAAUAAAAAAAACGUGCAACCGAUAAGGCAAUCCGAUAGUCAUAUACUUUAUUUAGUCUUCAGCUAAAGUCUCCAGUGCUUUCUCUCAAACCAUUUUCUAGUGCGUUUUGAAGUGUGUUUUGGGUCAUUGUUGGAAGACCCAUGACCUCUGAGGGAGACCCAGCUUUCCUACACUGGGCCCUACAUUAUGCUGCAAAAUUUGUUGGUAGUCUUUAGACUUCAUAAUGCCAUGCACACGGUCAAGCAGUUCAGUGCCAGAGGUAGCAAAGCAACCCCAAAACAUCAGGGAACCUCCGCCAUGUUUGACUCUGGGGACCAUGUUCUUUUCUUUGAAGGCCUCGUUUUUUCCCCCUUGUGAACUCUAUGUUGAUGCCUUUUCCCAAAAAUCUCUACUUUUUUCUCAUCUGACCAGAGAACAUUCUUCCAAAACGUUUUUGGCUUUCUCGGGUAAGUUUUGGCAAACUCCAGCCUGGCUUUUUUUAUGUCUCUGGGUCAGAAGUUGGGUCUUCCUGGGUAUACUAACAUAGAGUCCCUUUUCAUUCAGACGUUGACAGAUAGUACGGGUUAACACUGUUGUACCCUUGGACUGCAGGACAGCUUGAACUUGUUUGGAUGUCAGUCGAGGUUUUUUAUCCACCAUCCGCACAAUGUUAUGUUGAAAUCUCUGGUAAAUUUUUCUUUUCCGUCCACAUCUAAGGAGGCAAGCCACAGUGCCAUGGGCUUUAUGACACUGCGCACGGUAGACACAGGAACAUUCAGGUCUUUGGAGAUGAGAUUGCCCAUGCUUCCUCACAAUUUUGCUUCUCAAGUCCUCAGACAGUUCUUUGGUCUUCUUUCUUUUCUCCAUGCUCAAUGUGGUACACACAAAGACACAGAACAGAGGUUUAGUCAGUUUUAAUCCAUUUUAACUGGCUGCAAGUGUGAUUUAGUUAUUGCCACCAUCUGUUAUGUGCCACAGGUAAGUAACAGGUGCUGUUAAUUACACAAAUUAGAGAAUCAUAUGAUUUUUCAAAGGGUUCCAAUACUUUUGUCCGGCCCAUUUUUGGAGUUUUGUGUAAAAUUGUAUUGAUUUAAUUUUGUUUCCAUUCUCUUUUGUGUUUUUUUUUCAGUGCAAACAAAAUAAAUGAAGAUAUUAUUACCAAAACAUUUGUAAUUGCAAUCAUUUUCUAGGAGAAACUGAGCAUUAUCUGACAGAAUUGCAGGGGUGCCAAUACUUUUGGCCGGCAGUGUAUAUGACAAUCUACAGUACUCAGUCUAGAAGGCAGAUGGCUGACCUGAUGUGAUAGUGCCAAUGGCAGUUUGUGCCUAGAUAUCGAUGUAACAGUGCAAAAAGGCUAUAAUGUAACUGCAAAUAUUGCAUACGCAGUACCCAGAUUGAGACAUAUUACUGAAUGAGAUGCAUGGGACAAGUGUUUGUCUCUAGGUGUAUCUAAUAUUGUGGUCCGUCGACGUUGCUGGGAAAAUGUGUGAAUGAACUGUCAACCGUGUGAGUUGAAACGGCGUUAUGAUCGGAUUAUCUUUCGGCCUUAAUCUCGAUAUGUCAUCUGUAUGCAUG